ACCCUUAUUAUUAUUAUUAUAUAUAAAAUGUUGUUUCGUUUUGGUUGUGAAAAUCUAGUUUGAUAUGGAGAGGAAAACCCAGUUUUAACCGGGAGUUGGAGCAAACCGAACUAGUUGAAGCCAUUACGAAGCUAAUAGGUGCCAGAACAAGCAGCUAAGGUUAGGAUUACUACGGAUUGCCAAAGAAAUCGCCUACCGCUAACUCACUUUGAGAUUUGUCGGCUACUUCCCCCGUAGAAGGAUACAGAAAUUUCGGUGGGAUCUUCUCUCUUGGCCUAUAGUCACUUUUUAUCAAUAUAAUUAUCAGCUUCAUAUGUUAAAUAGCCCUUUGGUGGAGGGAGGUUGAUUAUAAAAGAUGCCAUCUCUUCAGUUGUUGCAUUUAACCAAGCAUCGCCACGAUAUUCUUGCUUCAAGGAGGAAAACUUUGCUAUUUGCCACUGGUGUUGUUCUUGUUGGUGGGACUGCUGCAUAUUUGCGAUCACGGAGCAGCAAUGAAAAGUCUCCAUCCUUUAACCAUUACAAUGGGCUUGAUAAUAAAGACGAGAGAUCUACGAAUCUGGCAACAGAUGGUGGUAGGAUCAAGAAAGGCACGCAGAAGAGUGGGGGACUGAAGUCACUUCAUGCACUUGCCGCUAUUCUGUUGUCUAAGAUGGGCAAAAAGGGUGCCGGAGAUUUGUUAUCUUUACUGGGUAUAGUGGUAUUACGAACUGCUCUGAGCAAUAGACUAGCAAAAGUUCAAGGAUUUCUUUUCCGUGCAGCAUUUCUUCGACGUGUUCCCUUGUUCUUACGUUUGAUUUCAGAGAAUCUGCUCUUAUGUUUCCUUCUCUCAACUCUUCACUCUACUUCAAAAUACGUGACUGGGAUCUUAAGUAUACAUUUCAGAAAAAUUUUAACACGACUCAUUCACACUCACUAUUUUAAGAAUAUGUCGUACUACAAAAUAUCACAUGUUGAUGGUCGAGUGACCAAUCCUGAACAACGAAUUGCAAGUGAUAUACCUCGGUUUUGUUCGGAGUUGAGUGAGCUUGUACAGGAUGAUUUAACAGCAGUGGUUGAUGGUCUGCUCUAUACUUGGCGCCUUUGUUCUUAUGCUAGCCCAAAAUAUGUUCUAUGGAUACUGGGCUAUGUAGCAGUAUCUGGAACCUUGAUCCGAAAUUUUUCUCCUCCGUUUGGGAAACUAAUGUCUAAAGAACAACAAUUUGAAGGAGAGUACCGUCAACUUCAAUCUCGUUUAAGAACCCAUGCUGAGAGCAUAGCCUUUUAUGGUGGAGAAAGAAGAGAAGAAUUUCAUAUUCUGCAAAAGUUUAAUACCCUCGUUGAGCAUUUGAAAAUUGUUCUUAAUGAACAUUGGUGGUUUGGCAUGAUUCAGGACUUUCUAGUGAAGUAUUUUGGUGCCACUUUUGCUGUCAUUUUGAUUAUCGAGCCUUUCUUUUCUGGUCAUCUCAGACCUGACUCUUCAACUUUAGGGCGAGCAGAAAUGUUGAGCAAUCUUAGAUAUCAUACUAGUGUUAUAAUCUCAUUAUUUCAGUCUCUUGGAACACUAUCUAUUAGUUCAAGACGUCUCAAUCGCCUCAGUGGUUAUGCUAGACGGAUUCAUGAGUUAAUGAUUGUGUCCAGAGAGUUGAGCGUUGAAUCUUCUCAGCCAGCAACUGGUGGUAUGAAUUGCUUUAGUGAAGCAGAUUAUAUUGAGUUUAAAGGAGUUAAGGUAGUCACUCCCAGUGGUAAUGUGUUGGUGGAUAAUUUGACUCUUAAGGUUAAACCAGGAUCCAAUCUUUUAAUUACAGGUCCAAAUGGUAGUGGGAAGAGCUCCCUUUUUCGAGUUCUAGGUGGCCUUUGGCCUCUGAUUUCUGGCCAUAUUGUUAAACCUGGGGUUGGCUCUGAUCUGAACAAGGAAAUUUUCUAUGUUCCUCAGAGACCGUAUACUGCUGUUGGAACUCUUAGGGACCAGUUAAUUUACCCACUAACUGCAGAUCAAGAAGUUGAACCACUCACACGUGAUGGAAUGGCAGAAUUAUUAAAAAAUGUUGACCUUGAAUAUUUGCUGGACCGUUACCCCCUUGAGAAAGAGAUAAACUGGGGUGAAGAACUCUCUCUAGGAGAGCAGCAAAGGCUGGGGAUGGCCAGAUUGUUUUAUCAUAAGCCCAAGUUUGCAAUUCUCGACGAAUGCACAAGUGCUGUCACAACUGAUAUGGAAGAACGAUUUUGCUCUAAAGUUAGAGAUAUGGGAACAUCAUGCAUUACAAUCUCGCACCGUCCAGCCUUGGUUGCUUUCCAUGAUGUGGUCUUAUCCUUGGAUGGUGAAGGAGGUUGGAGUGUUCAUUAUAAACGGGAGGAGGUUCCGCAGGGAGUCAUCAAUUCGAUGACACCUAAGACUGACCGUCAAAGUGAUGCAGUUGUAGUCCAGCAAGCAUUUUCCAGUCUUGAGAAGGCAUCUAGUUUCUCUAAGUCAGAUGCAGGAUCAUACAAUCCAAGGGUGAUAGCAACUUCACCUCCUGCAGAAAGUAUUGCUACUCGUCCAAUUGUUCCUCAACUUGAAGGAAUUCCCAGAAUAUUGCCACUGAGAAUUGCUGCAUUGAUCAAAAUAUUGGUGCCCACAUUAUUUGAUAAACAGGGAGCACAGCUGCUGGCUGUUGGUUUUCUUGUUUUAUCUAGAACAUGGAUAUCAGAUCGCAUUGCCUCAUUAAAUGGAACCACGGUAAAGUAUGUUUUGGAGCAGGAUAAGGCAUCUUUUAUUCGGUUGAUUGGAGUUAGUGUCCUGCAAAGUGCAGCUAAUGCAUUUAUUGCUCCUUCUCUAAGGCAUUUCACUGCAAGGCUAGCCCUUGGUUGGAGGAUUCGAUUGACAAAGCAUUUGCUGAAAAGUUACAUGAUGAACAAUGCAUUUUACAAGGUCUUUUAUAUGUCUAAUAAAAGUAUUGAUGCCGACCAGAGAUUAACAAAUGAUCUUGAGAAGUUGACAGCAGACCUGUCUGGGCUAGUUACUGGGAUGGUGAAACCUUCUGUUGAUAUUCUUUGGUUCACUUGGAGAAUGAAGAUGUUGACAGGUAGGAGAGGAGUUGCCAUUUUGUAUGCUUAUAUGUUGCUAGGUCUGGGUUUUCUAAGAACAGCUGCUCCCGAUUUUGGUGAACUAACUAGUCAAGAACAGCAACUCGAGGGAACGUUUAGGUUUAUGCAUGAAAGGCUUCGUACGCAUGCUGAGUCAGUUGCUUUCUUUGGUGGUGGUUCUCGUGAAAAAGCUAUGAUUGAGUCAAGAUUUGAGAAGCUUGUGGACCAUUCAUUGUUAAAUUUAAAGAAGAAAUGGAUGUUUGGCAUAUUAGAUGAUUUUAUCACAAAGCAAUUACCUCACAAUGUGACAUGGGGUUUGAGCUUGUUAUAUGCCCUAGAUCAUCAAGGUGACCGAGCCAUGACUUCCACUCAAGGCGAGCUGGCACAUGCACUACGAUUUUUAGCAUCUGUUGUAUCUCAAAGCUUUUUAGCUUUUGGCGACAUUCUUGAAUUACACAGGAAGUUUCUUGAGCUCUCUGGUGGUAUCAAUAGAAUAUCUGAGCUUGACGAGCUCUUGGAUGCUGCGCAUUCAGUUACUAGAGGAUCGUCGACCAACAAGAGGGACUUUCACUCGGAAGAUGUCAUUUCCUUCUCUAGGGUGGAUAUCAUUACCCCAGCCCAGAAGAUGUUAGCAAAGAAGCUGACUUGUGAUGUUUUACAGGAGAAGAGUCUGCUGGUUACUGGCCCAAAUGGGAGUGGAAAAAGCUCAAUUUUCAGAGUUCUUAGAGGUCUUUGGCCAAUUGCAAGUGGAAAACUCACUAAACCAUCACAAAACACCAAAGAAGACCAAUGGGGUUGUGGUAUUUUUUAUGUUCCUCAGCGUCCCUACACAUGCCUUGGAACACUCAGAGAUCAAAUAAUAUAUCCCCUAUCCCGUGAAGAAGCAGAGAUGAAGUCAUCAAAAUUGUAUGCCAAAGGUGAAACAUCUGUGGAUAGUGUUUUGGAUAUGCAUUUGGGAAUUAUUCUACAGCAUGUUCGGUUAAAUUAUCUUUUGGAAAGGGAGGAAGGUGGUUGGGAUGCAAAUUUGAAUUGGGAAGACAUUCUAUCCCUUGGGGAGCAGCAGAGGUUAGGAAUGGCACGCCUGUUUUUCCACAAGCCAAACUUUGGGAUCCUUGAUGAGUGCACCAAUGCCACUAGUGUAGACGUUGAAGAACACUUAUACAAGGUUGCAAAGAGCAUGGGCAUAACAGUCGUCACUUCAUCACAGAGACCCGCUCUAAUACCAUUCCACUCAUUAGAGCUACGACUUAUUGAUGGGGAAGGUAACUGGGAACUUCGUUGUAUUGAGCAGUAAGGUAUUCAUAAUAGUCCAACUGAAUUUAGUUAGUUUAUUUCAUCAUGAUACCCUCUUUGUGGAGCACCAAUAUGAGGGAAAAAAAAAGAUGGUUCUCUAAUAUAUAUAACAUAUACACAAAUUUUUUCUUUUGGGAGAAAGAGGGCCCUCUAUAAAUAAUAUGCAUACGAAUGGUGUAUCAUAUAGCUCAGGGGAUUAGAAAAGGGAAAAAGUUAUUUAUUUAUACGUUGCACUGAACUGUUAAAAUAGCCUGGUAAUAAGAUCUGAGCACAUAAGCACAGGUCAUAGUUGUGUAGGAUAGAGAAAUUAUUUGUACAGGAUUUUAUUAUUUAAUUCAAUUAGCAUGUAAGAUUGGACGAAUCAUCAUAUUUUUAUGGUCCCCAGUGAAUAAAAGGGGGAAAUUAUGAUAUUUAGUUUUUUUUUCAA
Molecule: messenger RNA, 4762 nt
Organism: Cucumis melo (muskmelon)
Lineage: Eukaryota; Viridiplantae; Streptophyta; Magnoliopsida; Cucurbitales; Cucurbitaceae
Product: ABC transporter D family member 1
Exons: 28
Coding region: 356-4336 (1326 amino acids)
Biological process (GO): very long-chain fatty acid catabolic process; peroxisome organization; fatty acid beta-oxidation
Cellular component (GO): peroxisomal membrane
Molecular function (GO): ATP binding; long-chain fatty acid transmembrane transporter activity; ABC-type transporter activity
Source: RefSeq, a predicted model, not a curated record